AUGCAGGGUUCCGCAACGAAGAAUUCUGUUACUGAAAACAUUGACAUGGAUGCGGUCAGAUGGCAGUUUUAUAAUACUCAAAAUAUUACUGAACUUAGAGCUGCGCUGGAAACUAUUAAAAUGCUUAAGCUUUAUAAGGAAUAUUUGUUUAGCGAAAAUAAUCCAAUAAAGUUAGUCAAAUGUGAACAUAAAUGGGAGAGAUGUAUGAAUAAGUUGAAAUUUUAUGUAUCUCAGAUGAGAAAACAUGGUUCAAAAUUUACAAUUUCACAAGAUCUGAUAGAUUGUAAACUCUCAGAAAUAGUUGAAAUGGAUAAAUUGAAUAAUUCGAUAAAUAAUCAAACCUCUACUUUUAAUAUUAUUGAACCAUCAACGGAAAAUUCUUGCGAAAUAUUUAUUGGCGAAAAUUCUCAAGAUUCAAAAGAAAAAAUAAAAGAGGAAACAAAAUGUCGUGUACGAUCUCUUUCUAAUGUAGAUACCGAAAAUUUAUCUGAACAUUCAAGAAAAGAGAUUAAAAAUCAAAAAUCAAAUAAUGUUUUGGGUCCUGUUAUCGCAAUUAAUAAAGAUAAUUGUAAAGUUAAACUUCCCUCAGGUAACCAAAUACCGAUCAACAAUUGUAUACAUAAGAAGUCAGUGGUUCGUAGGAAUUGGCAACCUUUAACAUUUCAAAAGCAAGCAAUUCGUUCAAUUGGUCAUAAUCACUAUGAAAUAUUGGAUAAUAAAAAAGAUUGGAAAGAAAAUAGUGAUGGAUGCAUUGAGUUAUUAGAUAGCGAUGAAGAUGAUAAAACUGUUGUAAUUAUUUCAAGUGAGGAUGAAGAAUCUAUAAUAAAGCCUACUAAUUCCAAAAAACCAAAUCUUCAAAUCGAAAUCCCAAGACAAAGACGAUCGAUCAUUAAUUCCGCAUUAAUUGAAAUGAAUCCAUUUGAUUUGGAAGCAAAUGAAUAUUUAGCUCAUGCAUUAUUAGAACAAGAGUUGAAUAAGAAAGCUCUUAUUGAUCGUCGUGAUUAUAAAAUCCAAAGAGCUAUAGAAAUACAUGAAGAAUUGGUAAUAAAAAAAGAUUUACCAAAAGAUAUUGAUGAAUUAGCCUCAUUAAUGUCUUAUUUGGUAGAAAAUGAUUUAACCCUAGAUUCUGAUGGAGAUUCAUCAACACUUAACGUUGAUAAACCACUUUCGGAUAUCUCACAAGAAAUUGAUUCUCGGGAAGAAAGAAUAAAAACAGAAUUAGUGAGAAAGCUCAGUCAAUUAAACCAAUUUAGCUUUAAAUGUGGUAGUGGAGACGUUAACGAGAUCGCUCUCGAUUAUAGUAAUCCUGAAGCACCUAAAGUUGCGGUGGCAUACAUUGCAAAUUCUGAUCCAAAUUAUAAUACCAUGGGCAAUUUACAAUUUUUGGACAUGCCAUAUGGAACCGUAUAUAACAUGUAUGGCCAUCUUGAAGGAGAUGAAAGAUCGAAACAAGAUCUUUGGACCACAGUGACGGAUGUAAAAUUUACUCCAGAUGGAAAAUUAAUCUUUUCAGCUUCUACUGAUUGUUCUAUAAAGAUAUGGAAAACUUGGGAUUAUCCAGAUUUCCAUAAUGCUAUGGAUACAAAAGUGUGUAAAUCUAAAGUUCAUAGGAUUUCAGUCUCCCCAAGACCAGAACGAGGUUCAUUAUACCAAUUUGCUGCUUGUGAAGAUUCCGGUAUAGUUUCGCUUUAUACCGUGAGACAAGACAGAUAUGGGGAUUACAGUAUAACUUCAACUGAAUUUGUUGAAGAAAAAUGGAAAUAUAAUGAAAGUCUCCAAAACGUAUCAAGUGAUGUCAUAUUUGGUCCAGACAAUAAUUUAAUUGCAGGAUAUUAUGGAUCUGUGGGACGAAAAAGAGGAAUAAUUAAAGUUUGGGAUAUAGGAAGUAGGAGGAAAGAAUGUAAAAAUUCAGUAUUUCUUUCAAGUAGUGCUAGUUGUUUGGAUAUUUCUCAUGAUGGAAGGUGGAUAGCAUGUGGAACUACUGCUUGUACAGGAGAAAUUGAGGGAGAUGGUUCAGUAUAUAUAUGGGAUAUUAAAUCAAAGAAAACAAUAACCAGCUUGACAAAAGAAAAGGAUGCAAAUGUGAUUUCAAUUUCACCUAAUGAUCAAUUUAUUGCGCUUGGUGGUACAUCGAAUAAAUCUUAUGUUUUUGAUAAAAGGAAUAUGAAUAAAGCUCUUCAUUUGUUGAAACAUAAUGAUCCAUGUGAUGGUCUACCACACGAUGGAAUCAUGUCUUUGCAAUGGAUACCAAAUAGUAACAUUUUAUUGAGUGGAGGAAAUGAUUCUAUCGUUCGUGUGUGGAAUAUUGACGUGUCAUCUCGUCCAUUGGUUUAUAAAUUUGAAAAUCAUGAUAGCCCAGUUACCUCAAUUAGAAUUUCACCAGAUCUAAAAUUCAUGGCUGUUGGAGUUUCAACUGGAAAGAUGUAUAUAUAUUCUACCAAUGAAACUCUUCUUGAAAAAGGAAAAUGUCUGAAAUAUUUAUAA
Molecule: messenger RNA, 2484 nt
Organism: Diversispora eburnea
Lineage: Eukaryota; Fungi; Glomeromycota; Glomeromycetes; Diversisporales; Diversisporaceae
Source: the annotation of a GenBank genome assembly